UGCAACAUGAAGGCUUUUCUAUCCAUCCUCUUCGUGACCUCGGUCUUAGCGGACCCCAGCAAGGUCGUCCAGAAGCGGAGCGGACUCGGCCACCUCGGCGGUUACGGAUACGGCCUCGCGCCGGGCCUGGGGGUCCCGUCGGGGUACGCGCUAGGCCUGCACGGGGGCACUGUGGUCGGCGCGGACGUGCACACGACGGUGACGAAGCAUAUAGGCGUGCCUGUACCAGCGCCGUAUCCGGUGGCCGUUGAUCGGCCGGUACCGUAUCCGGUUAAAGUAGCAGUUCCGGUUCCGGUAGACCGUCCGUACGCCGUGCCCGUACCGCGUCCGUAUCCGGUACCCGUGGAAAAGCCAGUAGCUGUGCCGGUAGACCGUCCAGUACCCGUGCCCGUACCGCACGCCGUUCCAGUACCGGUCAUUAAACAGGUGGGAGUCCCCGUGCCUCAGCCGUACCCCGUCGCCGUCCCAAAACCCGUCGCCGUACCCGUCCCGCAGCCGUACGCCGUGCCCGUCGUCAAGGCCGUCGGGCACGGCCUCAUCGGCCCGAGCCUCGGUCUAGGACACGGUCUCGGUCUAGGACACGGUCUGCUCGGACACGGUGUGAUCGGACACGGUCUAAUUGGACACGGUUACUCACACGGCAUCUCGGCGUAUGACGUUCAUGGGCAUGGGAAGAUUUGGUAAAGGGGGGUAGUUUGUUAGGUGACAGUUUGAGUACAAGGUUUUAGAAAAAAUAAUUUGGGAAUUUAUGGCUAAGGAAAUUGAGGCAUGUUCACCUUUCUGCAUUAAUCUGGAAACUUUUUUUGGUAAUUUUUGUUAUGUAUAAUGCAAAAGUGCACCAAGAACGUUUAGAACCUUAUUUUAUGUGAUAGGCAUAAAAUAAUGAGACUGAUGACAAUCAUUAUUUUAUGCAUGUCACUUUUUUGGUGUUUUAUUUUUCGUGAACUGUCAUGAGAUGAGGUCUCAAUGGCAAAGGCAUGUUAAGAUUUUCUUACCUAUUUAAUUUCUAAUAUUUUUUCUUAAUAUAAAAUCUUGAAUGUGCAAUAAUGUUGGUACACCUAACAAACGGAUGUGUAUUAAUAUUACCAUGUAUAAAUAAUGGCAUUUCCACAUAGGACACGCGUAGUCAACGUUUGAACGAGUAUUGUGAUGUAGAUUAAGAUAGCUUAAGGAGCGAGUGAGGAUGUACAGCUAUGUUGGUCUAUCGGGAAAUGGGUGCGUGAGGAGAAAAUAAUUUCUUAAUAAUUCCGAAGAUUUUUCCAGACUGUAGGUGUUUCUUUUUUUUGCCACUUUUUUAAAUGUGGUAUUUUUGAUAAAUUUUAUGUUAUUUCUACUCAGAAUGACUAGCUUUUUCAAUCAUAAUAUGUGAAUACAUAGUCCUAUAAGUAUUUGUUUUUCCCAUUUUAUUGCCAUUUUCCAUACAUUUUGUAUGUUGUAAUAAGAAUGUAUGGAGACUAGGAACUCUUUUUGUCUCCUGUUGGGAUAGAAAGAUCUCGUGAUUCCGUAUACAAUUGACCAAAAAUUCCUUAAAAAUAUCAAAAAAACGGCAAAAAAAAGAAAUGCUCGUAAGAUUUAUGUGAGAUCAAUUGAAGGCAAGUUUAAAGUGAAACCACCUUCCCGAAAGGCUGCAUAGCAUUUCUAAGUCAAGUUAGAAGCGUUUUGCCAUAUAUCUGGGUAUUUUGGUGAUGGGACGAGAAAGCAAUAUGUAUUGUUUCUGAAUUUGUUUCUAAUCUGUUGUAUUUAAACGGGAUGAGUAUUGUUUUUAUAAUAUGCACGCACACCACGAUCUUAUGUACAGUUGCCAUGAUAAUUUUGAAGUUGGAUGACACCUACAGGAUGUAACAUAGUGAAGAUCCGUUUAAAGGCAUGUUCCAUAUUGUGUUCUUAGUAAGAAUAAGAAGUAUUCCUGUAAUUAAAAAAUAGAAGAUCACUAUGAUCAGAGCAAGUACAAUAACAAUUCAUUCGCCAUUUUUUGGGCGUGUCACAUAUAGGCAAAAAAACUAGUACGUGCAUUCGAAUUUUUUUUUUGUUUUUUUUUUUCGUUGAUCUCUGUCGGUUAUCGAAUAAUGUAUGAGUAAAGAAGAGAGGCUUGCAUUGUGUACCUGGUCACGCUCUGUUGUAUAUAGCUUAUUUAGUUUUAAAGAUGAAGUAAGAGUUUUUUUUCUGCCGCAGUC
This is a messenger RNA of Leguminivora glycinivorella, 2174 nucleotides long. Its product is annotated as tetra-peptide repeat homeobox protein 1-like. The transcript is spliced from 4 exons. NCBI's taxonomy places the organism in Eukaryota, Metazoa, Arthropoda, Insecta, Lepidoptera, Tortricidae. Bases 7 to 684 code for a protein of 225 amino acids. The record is from RefSeq and is a predicted model, not a curated record.